GCUUUGGCUUAAGGCACAAUGAGGGGAGGUGGUUUGAGGACUGACAUUUGGAAGGCGCCUGGUAGUGGGCCUGCAGACACAUGCUGGGGGGUGCAAGUUUCAGAGACGCUGUCUCGAGGCCCCCAGCCAGGACCACCUACCCCACAGCUCUGGCUCAACCCCACCGACCUCAGCUCCUGCCCGCCCUGUGGCCCGUGCCCUAUCCCGAAACCCGCAGCAAGAGGCAGGCGCCAGGGCCAAGACUGGGGCAAGAGUGACCAGCGCCUGCUCCAGGCCUUGGAGAAAAAAGAUGUGGCCAGAGUGGCCUCACUGAUGGCUCACAAAGGGCUGGUGCCCACAAAACUCGACCCCGAGGGCAAGUCUGCAUGA
Messenger RNA from Onychomys torridus (southern grasshopper mouse), 369 nucleotides. RefSeq names its product ankyrin repeat domain-containing protein 24-like. The transcript is spliced from 2 exons. NCBI's taxonomy places the organism in Eukaryota, Metazoa, Chordata, Mammalia, Rodentia, Cricetidae. The record is from RefSeq and is a predicted model, not a curated record. Bases 19 to 369 code for a protein of 116 amino acids.